AUGAACUUCACAGUGGGUUUCAAGCCGCUGCUAGGGGAUGCACACAGCAUGGACAACCUGGAGAAGCAGCUCAUCUGCCCCAUCUGCCUGGAGAUGUUCUCCAAACCAGUGGUGAUCCUGCCCUGCCAGCACAACCUGUGCCGCAAGUGUGCCAACGACGUCUUCCAGGCCUCGAACCCUCUGUGGCAAUCCCGGGGCUCCACCACUGUGUCUUCCGGAGGCCGUUUCCGUUGCCCAUCUUGCAGGCAUGAGGUUGUCCUGGACAGACAUGGCGUCUAUGGCCUGCAGAGAAACCUACUAGUGGAGAACAUUAUCGACAUUUACAAACAAGAGUCUUCCCGACCACUGCACUCCAAGGCUGAGCAGCACCUUAUGUGCGAGGAGCAUGAAGAGGAGAAGAUCAAUAUCUACUGCCUGAGCUGUGAAGUGCCCACCUGCUCUCUCUGUAAGGUCUUCGGUGCCCACAAGGACUGUGAGGUGGCCCCCCUGCCCACCAUUUACAAACGCCAGAAGAGUGAGCUCAGCGAUGGAAUCGCAAUGCUGGUGGCCGGCAACGACCGCGUGCAGGCAGUGAUCACACAGAUGGAGGAGGUGUGCCAGACCAUAGAGGACAAUAGCCGGCGGCAGAAGCAGUUACUAACCCAGAGGUUCGAGGCCCUGUGCGCGGUGCUGGAAGAACGCAAGGCUGAGUUGCUGCAGGCGCUGGCCCGCGAGCAGGAGCAGAAGCUGCAGCGCGUGCGGGGCCUCAUCCGCCAGUACGGAGACCACCUGGAGGCUUCCUCUAAGCUCGUGGAGUCGGCCAUCCAGUCCAUGGAGGAGCCACAGAUGGCGCUCUACCUCCAGCAGGCCAAGGAGCUGAUCAAUAAGGUCGGGACAAUGUCGAAAGUGGAGCUGGCAGGACGGCCAGAGCCGGGCUAUGAAAGCAUGGAUCAGUUCACCGUGAGCGUGGAGCACGUGGCCGAAAUGCUGAGGACCAUCGACUUCCAGGCGGGCGCUUCCGGGGAGGAAGAGGAUGAGGAGGUGGCGUUGGAGGGGGAAGAGGGCAGCGCGGGGCCAGAGGAAGAGCGGCCGGAUGGGCCGGAAGGAGGGGCGCGCCCCCUAGCGCGCGUGCAGAAGUACACUUUCCCACCAGCCUUUACUCUGGGGCUUGGGAAGACCGAGUUGGGUCGGGAGGUAGAGGAGAAACCCACUGGGGAAAGUGGGUGA
Puma concolor (puma) is the source of this 1206-nucleotide messenger RNA. The record is from RefSeq and is a predicted model, not a curated record. Lineage: Eukaryota; Metazoa; Chordata; Mammalia; Carnivora; Felidae.